AUGGACGACGAAGAUGAGAGGGCGGAACGAGGCGUUGCGGCUUCUUCGAUCAUUCGUGAGGUCGACAAGAAGAUAUGGCCGGGAAUCCUGCGCGCAGAUUUCAAUAGAUACAGCCAAAUUUACGAAAAAUACUAUCUGUGUCUUGACGAUCAGUUCUCAUCGGCCCAACGGAAACCAACUUUAUACACUGCGCGUACUGUUGAAGAUCUCGGCGAUGUGCUUCACCAUAUGCGAGGACCAAAUGAGAGGACAAAGGCCGAUACUACAACCGAUCAAUCCCAGGCUUCAUAUAACACCAUUGACGUAGCCGUUCGCAUGUGGCUUACGAUCCACGUUCAACACUCGAACAUUCAAUCGUCCGAAUACUAUCACUGGCCUGAAAACAAGACUCUGUCAAAUUCCCUCGAAGAAUGGAUAAAUAUUCCCCAGGGUUUCUCGGUUCCCAAUCUGAUUCGAUGUUACAAGAUGAAGUUGAUCUGGACUAGCGAUUUACUACAACAUCUAAAGGUUGACUGGGAGCACAACCACAUAAAGGUUUACGAGCAUGGAAUUUGUUUACGAAACCAUAUGCAAAACCCUGGCUUGUGUCCUCUCCCGGGGGAAUUCGUUAGAGAAGCAGUUGACACGUUAAUACUGCUAUUCCCCAGAGGCAAGGAUACUGACGACUUUUUAUCAAAAGAGAGACGGACGAUCUUGGACGUUCCGUAUGGUCGUUCAAGAUCAUUGGCCUUUUCGAAUUAUCACUAUUGGAGGCUAAACCUUUCCGAACUGGUUACUUACUGGGAAAAGGGCCCUAAGGGGCUAUCCCAGGUAAGACUCAAACCUGAUCAUGGAAACCUGGCGGAAUACAUUACCUUUUGGGUAGCUACACUUGUUCUUUUUCUUACUAUUCUGAGUAUUGCGUUCGGUGUGGCUAGUCUGGUGUUUGCAAAGAAAGCGUUGGACGUCAGCAUUCAGUCGCUUGACGUGACUGUUCAGUCGUAUAAUCUGGCGCUGGCGAUAGCUUGUGCAGAAAAGAAUGCGACAGAGACCCUGCCUGGUUUCUGUAAGUAG
Messenger RNA from Fusarium poae, 1053 nucleotides. RefSeq lists its product as uncharacterized. The record is from RefSeq and is a predicted model, not a curated record. Bases 1 to 1053 code for a protein of 350 amino acids. The transcript has 3 exons. Lineage: Eukaryota; Fungi; Ascomycota; Sordariomycetes; Hypocreales; Nectriaceae.